AUGUCAGACAUCCCUCUUGAAAUCCAAAUGGAAAUCAUUCAAAGAAUACCCGAUAUAAAAUGGGUCAUUCGGUGCAGAUCGGUGUCAAAGUCAUGGAAAUAUGUGAUCGAUAGCAAGGAUUUUGUUACUGGUCAUACCCUCCGCCAUCAAGUGAAUCGCCAUCAUCUACUUAUAAGGACACAAGAUCGAGAUGAUAAAAAGGUAAAAUAUGUUACCCUUCUCGACGAUGACACUUUCCCCCAUCAAAAAAUUAAUGUGUUUGUUCCCGAUGCUGUUAACAAAUUUAGUAGUGAUUCAGAAAUAAUCGGUACUUGUCAUGGCUUGUUUUGCUUGUAUGAACGCGAAGCCGAUACCACUGUUAUCUGGAACCCUUUAGUUAGGAAAACCGUUACCAUUGCAGUACCUAACAAAUGGGACAGGUACUUUGGGACUAUUAUUGGUUUUGGUCUCUGUUCUAGUAAUCUUGACCCUAAGCUUGUUAAGAUUACUUAUGUUUACUAUCCGGAUAAAUUACAAGAUGUAAAUACUAGAACCCACGUUGAGGUAUUUACGUUAAGUUCGGGAAGGACUUGGAGAAGUCCAUUAAGUGGCAAUGUUCCUAGUCAAUCGAUUAAAAUUGGAUAUUCUCAGGCAGUUAUAGACGGGGUUAUCUAUUGGAAAGCCGUUGAUAGGAACAUUCAUGUGGAUGAUAGACGUAGGACUCCCAAUCUGAUCGUGUCAUUUGAUUUGACAAGUGAAGAGUUCACAAAAGUAAACCUCCCCGAUCCUUUAACACUCUCCCGUUAUGCCGAUUUGUCGGUAUCUAAUCUAAGGGAGUCUCUUGCUGUUCUUAAGUUCGAUAUGUACACUCCGAGAGAAUUUUGUGAUGUAUGGAUGAUGAUUGGGCAAGGUUGUACUAGAUCCUUUAAUAAGCUAUACUCCAUUAGUGCACCUCAUGCAUUAAUAGGUACAACAGUAGGAUUUCGAAAGAGUGGUGAACCCAUUAUCGAAUAUAAUCGUUAUACACCCAAUGAACUUGCUAUUUAUGAGCCAGAAUCAAAACACAUCACUAAUAUCGGAAUUCAUGGAUUAGAUGGUACCUUUUUUGUGCAUUCUUACAUGGAGACACUACUUUUGCUUGGCCAUUGA
Molecule: messenger RNA, 1128 nt
Organism: Erigeron canadensis
Lineage: Eukaryota; Viridiplantae; Streptophyta; Magnoliopsida; Asterales; Asteraceae
Product: F-box protein At3g07870-like
Exons: 1
Coding region: 1-1128 (375 amino acids)
Molecular function (GO): protein binding
Source: RefSeq, a predicted model, not a curated record